Lytechinus pictus (painted urchin) is the source of this 1429-nucleotide messenger RNA. RefSeq names its product putative defense protein 3. The record is from RefSeq and is a predicted model, not a curated record. The coding region runs from base 1 to 576 and encodes 191 amino acids. The transcript is spliced from 4 exons. Gene Ontology annotation, cellular component: membrane. NCBI's taxonomy places the organism in Eukaryota, Metazoa, Echinodermata, Echinoidea, Temnopleuroida, Toxopneustidae.
AUGUGGAUUGCUACCCCCGCGGUACCCCGUGGACAGGCUGCUUUGACGGGAAUCCCAUCCACAAGACGAAGGAAAGCGAACCGUACAGUGCCCUACGAUCCCCAGCCGGCCGCGACCAACCCGUUCACAUUCACUACUGAUUCCACCACCUACAAACCAGGCAAAAGUUUGAGAGUGAGCAUUUCUGCUGACAAUGGAACAUACUUCGAGGGCUACUUUCUUCAGGCUCGGUCCGUCAGCACCGCAACACCCGUUGGUGCGUUUACCGGACUGCCGGCUCUCUCCCAAUUCUUGCUGUGUGUCACACCAAGCGAUUCUUCAACAGGGAAAUACUCCUUUGAUUCCGUAACACACACGGGUGAAGAACAUAAGGAGGCCGCAACCUUCGUCUGGACAGCCCCCGAAAAAUGCGUCGGGGACAUUUCAUUCAUAGGGUCAGUAGCCAUAAAGCAUUCAACGUUCUACACCGACAUGACGUCAUCCAUAAUCACGUGUAAAGCGGGGUGCCUUCAAGCCAACAUCGGUGUACUGGCCCUUUCUACAGUGGUUGCUCUGCUUUAUAAGACAACAGAAUAAGGAUGGCAUCACAAGGACCCAAGUACUUUGGCAAGGCCAUAGUAUUCUCCAUCCAGGUGCCCUAAAUAUAUACUCAAUAGGAAGGGGUUCCUUGAAUGCUCUAGUGCCCGAUAAGGGUACCUCAGCUAUUAAAAGCUGGGAUAAUAGUAUACAGUCAUGUAAAUGUUGCAUAAUCAUGACCAUACUGGAUAAUCAUACUGUAUAAUACAUACAUAUAUAGGUUGUACUCUCGAAAGAAAAAAAAUAUAUAUAUAGGCCUACUAUUUUUCAUCUCAUAUGUUUUUUUACGUGUUCGAUAUCACUUUUCACUUCAAUUUUUUCUCUAUAGUUGUUUUGAUUUAUUAUUUGUGAUUAAAGUUUUGAAUUAAUAACCGAAGAUUAUUGCACUAUUUGUCUGAUUUUCCUUCCCCUUUCCUUUUGAGGCCUUUAUCAAUUUCAAGCUCUAAGCUUAAGAUGAAGGUCUCCCACAUUUCAAAAUGUAUUAAUGUUGAUAUAUGUAUAUAUAUAUUUUUUUUCUGCUAUUUUUUUAACAAUAAAAAAAGAAAGAAAUUUAUCAGGUAUAAGUAUGUUUCAAUUAGAUUGUAUAUUAUGCAUAUGUUAUUAAUUAUAUCAUUUGCUUAUUAUGUUAUGCUAAGAAAAAAAAUGAUUACACUUGUAUAUGCUUUUUUUGGAAUGUGGAAAUAAAUAAAUCAAAAUCAAAAUCAAAGAUAAAUGCCUGGAAUACACCAAUAAAAUAUAGAAGUAAUAUAUUUUCAGUUCGACCUUUCAUGAAUUUAUCUUUCAACAUCAUUAUGAUAAUUGAAGCGCCAAGCCUUGAAAUUAAAUCUGGAAUGAUUAAAACGAUGAUAAAGAA